Molecule: messenger RNA, 3216 nt
Organism: Electrophorus electricus (electric eel)
Lineage: Eukaryota; Metazoa; Chordata; Actinopteri; Gymnotiformes; Gymnotidae
Product: class I histocompatibility antigen, Gogo-B*0101 alpha chain-like
Biological process (GO): immune response
Cellular component (GO): external side of plasma membrane
Source: RefSeq, a predicted model, not a curated record
GGCAGUUCCUGACUUUUUUUUCUAUAAACAAACUUGGGUCUUAUUUCCCCACAAAUAAGUGUUUUUCUCUCCUGUUUUUUUUUUUUAGCUGCAUUUGUUGCGUUAGGACUUUGGUUUCAGGUAUAUUAGGUUACAUCAUUUCAGGACCCAAGCCAAUAUGAAGAGCCUAAUGUGUUUAUGCUGUGUUUCUGUUCUACCGUACCUCUGCAAUGCAGGUGAACAUUCUCUGUAUGUAUUUUCAACAUUCAUCGCUGGAAAUACACCGUUCCCAGAGUUCAGUGCAGUGGUGAUGCUGGAUGAUGUUCAGCUGUUCUAUUAUGACUCAGAUGUAAAGAAGUUAAUCUACAGAAACUACAAACCAGACCAUGAAGCCACAAUACAGAAAGAUCUGAUGUUAAUAUUUGAUCACCAGUAUAUAGACAUGAAAAACUGGGUUUUGGUUUUGGUCAAACAGUUCAAUGUUACAAACGGAGUUAAUGUUCAGCAGAGACUGGCAGGAUGUGAGCUGUUUGAUAAGGACUCGCCAGGAAUGCUGCGGUCAUGGGAAGCUUUCAACGGAGUUGGACAAGGAGAGUUACUCUUUAACUCACAGCUCAACACCCUCACGCUUCCAGCAUUGUUCACAAAUCUGUGGGACACGUUUAAAAAGAAUCAUGUUCAGUGGCUGUAUGCAAAUGUUUACAGCCCUGUCUGCAUCAAAGCACUGAAGGACUUGCUGCAUGAGAACAGAAAUCAAAUCAGGAAGAAAGUAAAGCCCAGAGUCAGGCUCCUCCAGAAGGCUCCUACACACUCUGGAGGGGCCUUGCUGACCUGCCUGGCCACUGGCUUCUACCCGCGUCACAUCAACCUGACCAUGCUGAGAGACGGCCAACCCGUGACUGAGGAGCGUGUGAUUGGAGGGGAGGUGCUGCCUAAUGGAGACGGGAUCUACCAGAUGAGGAAGAGGCUGGAGGUCAGUGCAGAGGAGAUGCGAGAGAAACACAACUACACCUGCACGGUCAUGCACCUCAGCCUGGCCAACAAGAUCGACAUCAGCAUGGAAAUCAGGCUCCCUGUAGACGCGUCCACCAUGACUGUGGUGGUUAUGGUGCUUGGGCUGGUGGUUGUGUGUGUGAUUGUUCCUGUCACUGUUUUCCUCGUAUACCGCAGGAAACGCAACGGAGCAAAGAAAUCCCCUAUGGUCACUUACACUUCUGUGUGCAGAAAUGUUCAGAGUGAGGCAUCUUCAGACACUACCACUACAAACUAGAGCACUCGAUUUGUACUAUGCUGGAUAUGGUAUUGUGUUUCUAUUUGAUAUGUGUUUUUUUUUUUUUUUAUAUUAUUUUUCUAUUAGAUGAUCCAGUGUAUUUGAUCCAUUUGUUUCACAGAGUUAAUAAGCGAGUUAUGGAACUGCCAUGCAGUGCACCACUUGUUUAAAUUCAGCUGUUGUGUGCAGUGUGGUUUCUCUUUGACGUGUUUAUACCCACAAGUGGCACGCGUGUCCCAGGUGAAGUUAUUCAGCGGAUGACAGAGGGAAGGUUUUUAAAGAAUCACACGAAGAAUUAUUAAAGGGAUCGAGGUUGUCAUGUUUUGAGUUCGUCUGAAGUCACAGUAUUUUGAAUUCAUGGACCCACAGUGCCACCCAGUGACUGUAGCGAGAUUUGCCAUAUAAUCAAACUGAACUGUGUGUUCAUAGCAGCAGCUUCACUGUAUGCAGUUGUUAAUAAGUUGUGACCUUCUGAGCCUAAAGAAAAUGAGAAAUAGUGUCUUAGACAUGGACGUGCGCAGGUGAAUUUGUGUGGUAAUAAUGUUCUGCUUAAGUGGGAAAAUCUUUGGAAAUCAGGCCUACCUGGCUUUAUGUGUCAAGUUAUUAGAGGGAAUGUGUAAGUUUUCCCUUAUUUUGUUUUAUUUGUAGUCAGCUAAAGUAAGAUGAUUCGAAGAAAUCUGAACCCCUCUGGAGUGAGAAAAAGGAAAUCAGUAUUCAUGACUUAGAUGUGAAUGAGUUAGUUAGACCGACUCCCUUGUUAACGCCCCUUCAGAUAUCCAGACGUAGUAAGAGUUAGGGACCUUUUUCCCAGGUUUUUCUUUGAAGAAGUGGUUGAUGUAAUUUCGGAGAGUUUAGGAAAAGAUUUUUUUCAGUCCAGAACAUCUCACAGAAAAAAUUUAGAAUUUGUUUCUUAGAAUUUGUUUUCUUUGUUAAUUUGUCCAUCUGUCGUCUUUACAGUUUUAAUGUUAGUUUGUCUGCACCAGUUUUGAUUCACACCACACCAACAUCAAAAUUUAUUUUGUCUUUUCAUCGUUGAUAGAGUUGCAAUUAGUUAUGUACAGCCAGCAGCAAUUAGUACCAAAUUGUCAACUGAGAAUUCAGCGUUGGGGUAGAUUACAGAAAUCAGCGUUGGGAUACAUUACAGAAUGGUUCAUGGCAGAACCUCGGAGCCUGAAAAGAAAGUUCAGAGUAUCAACCGGGUCACUGUGGUAGCGUAGAAAACUUUGGAAUUAAUUGCGGAACGUCACACAGUGUGAACGCAGUAGAAGCACAAGCGGAUGGUGACCUGAAUAAGAAUCUCAGUCCAAAAAGUAAUGUCACGUAAAAUAAUAAUUAAGUUUUCCAUAAAAUUAGAGUGCUGCUAUAUGAAUCAGUAAUUUAACAUAUUCAAACAUCUAUCACUACAUGAUCAUAAAUUCAACUACAGAUUACCGCUGUUAUAUACAAAGAUCAGCAUUCUCGUGCAGAACUGAAAUUGUGCACAUGAUUUUCACAAGACUUAUUUUAAUGUAUUCUGUCUUGUUCAGAGAACAAGAUGUUUUCAGACACCUGAACCGCUUGAUUAAGAGUUUUGUGUGUGUGUGUGUGUGUGUGUGUGUGUGUAGCAAUGUAUUGCAAUGGCUGAAGCAUAUGUAGCGUUCUAGUUAAGCCAUCAAUAGCAAACUUAAGAGCUCACACAUAUGGGUGCUUAAAAUAUAGAGAAUACUUCUCUGUUUUUGAACGUGUGCACAUCACUAGCAAAUUUAGCUGUAGAUGCUGGAUGAGUCAGACCUCUUGGGGCUAAAAGGUUUUCUUUAACGUACAGAGGAGUGUGUUGGGCAUCAGUGACAUGAACUGAUGUAAAAUAAUUAAUUGUCAUGAGGAAUCGUAAAAACCUGUUUGUCAAACAUGGAUUUGGCUUAUUUUCCAACCAUAAUAAUUGUAGACGUCUCUGUAUAAUUUCAUGUACAAUAAAUGAGCAGAAAGUG